GCUGUAGGAACUUUAACCCUUACCAGUCGACUUGAAAUUCUGACGAGGGACGGACGCAAUCCACCGAACAGACAUGCCUACCUACAAGUUUAAAUAUUUCAACGCCCGAGGGUUCGGCGAGGUGUCUCGCCUUCUGUUUGCCCUAGCUGGACAAGAGUACACGGACGAGCGGUUCACACAGGAAACAUGGCCAGCCGAGAAACCAAACGUUCUGCUCGGACAGAUGCCUGUUCUGGAAGUGGACGGGGCGGCAUACGGACAGAGCAGCGCCAUUGCCAGAUUCCUCGCAAGAAGAUUCAAUUUCUAUGGUUCGGGAGACAUCCAAGCCCUUGAAGUGGACCAGGUCCUGGGUGUAGUCCAGGACAUUAUAAAUGCCAUGAUCAAAGCCUUUUAUGAGAAGGAUGAAGCCAGGAAGGCGCAGUUCAUGACGGAGAACAAAGAAGAAAAGCUGCCGCUGUAUUUGGGGAUGCUGGAAAAGCUUCUGGUGAAAAACGGCAGUACAGGAUUCUUCGUCGGCAAAUCGAUUACCCUUGCUGACGUCACUGUGUUUGACAUCUGCGACAAGAUCCAAGCAAUGGUGGACUUUGACAAGUUCCCGCAGGUCAAGAAAUGCCGGGAAAGUGUAGCUUCUAACCCCAAAGUCAAGAAAUGGGUUGACACGAGGCCCGUCACAGAAAACUAGUUCAGUGACAUCAUAAAGAAACGUUUUGUUCAUAUAUUCAUUUGUUUUACACAAAUCGUUGAAUGAUUCCAACAUCUAACCUGGACGUCACUGUAUUGAUCCUGUUAUUGCAAACAAUUCACGUCCGUUUGUGAAAAGUACCCACUGUACUUAUAUAGUGCUGUGUGUUCUUAAGAGAAAGAUGAGUCAAUAUUUUCAUGAUUUUGUGUUCCUCAUGUGCUAGUAGUGUUGUUUACAAUGUUUACAAAUAAAGUUUUUCAAAAUU
Haliotis rubra (blacklip abalone) is the source of this 947-nucleotide messenger RNA. RefSeq names its product probable glutathione S-transferase 5. Gene Ontology annotation, biological process: glutathione metabolic process. NCBI's taxonomy places the organism in Eukaryota, Metazoa, Mollusca, Gastropoda, Lepetellida, Haliotidae. The transcript is spliced from 5 exons. Bases 74 to 682 code for a protein of 202 amino acids. The record is from RefSeq and is a predicted model, not a curated record. Gene Ontology annotation, molecular function: glutathione transferase activity.